This is a messenger RNA of Acanthaster planci (crown-of-thorns starfish), 1340 nucleotides long. Its product is annotated as protein PAXX-like. The record is from RefSeq and is a predicted model, not a curated record. Gene Ontology annotation, molecular function: molecular adaptor activity. Gene Ontology annotation, biological process: double-strand break repair via nonhomologous end joining. NCBI's taxonomy places the organism in Eukaryota, Metazoa, Echinodermata, Asteroidea, Valvatida, Acanthasteridae. Gene Ontology annotation, cellular component: nonhomologous end joining complex; nucleus; site of double-strand break.
UCGAAGUCACUAACUUCCGUGUGCUUCCAGGUUCACAUGGCGUCGUAACGCUACGGGUUUUGGAAUCGAAUUUUUGUGUUUUCUCCAUGCUCUAAGGCACACGGCCGUGUAUUGAAUAACACUCAGCCACAGUAAAUUUACCAUGUCAUCUGCCAAAUCUUUGGCUGAAGAAGGGGAAGUUGCACAGAUACAAGCCGUAGUCGAUUGCGGCUCUGGGCGGUUUUUGACGUUCACAUCCUGUAUUGGAGACUGCUGGAUAGUUCAUGUAACAGAUGGCAUUGAUGUAUGGAGAUCAAUCAUGGACAAGACCAGUCUUGACUCCCAUAGAGAGCUAGCAGAGGUGGCAAGCUAUGAAGCUUACUUUACACGGUUCAAGAAGGCAUUUACUGUGGGGGAUUUACAGAUCACAAAACAAGCUCAUAAAGUUAGCCUGGAUGUAGGGACAGGAUCAAUAGCAUUGAGGUAUGAUCUGUAUGAAGCUACAGCCAGUGAGAGGAAAUCAGAUCUAAAGAGUGUCCUCUUUUGGUUAGCAGAAACAGUAAUUGGAGUGACCAAUAAACUUACAAAAUGUGAAGAGGAACUUAAUUUAGUGAAGGGACAAAAAGGAGCAAGUCUAGUUGCCACUGCCCUACCAGAUAUUGAUUCUAAAAAGAGGUCGGGACAGGUCAGAGUGCAAAAGCAGCAAGGUCAUAGCAUAGUCAACCCAAGCAGUAAAAAACGGAAAGCUGCCAAAGGGGUUCAAUUUGACUGAGGUUGGUAUUCAUCACUGAUGCGGUGAAACAAAUGAACAAUUUGUGAGGCAAAUGUUAUGAAAUGAUUGUGGGCAACUUAAUCAAGCUUGAAGGACUUGCUCACUGCAAAGUUACUUUACAACAUUUUUUGGUUUGUAAAUGCAAAUGUAAAAGUGUUACUUUUCAUAAAAAUUGAGGUAAGCAUGUAGUAAACAUUUUCACCAAAUAUCAGAGUUCCAUAAGAUUAGCAUGGCCUCACUUCAUCAUCAAUAGUACAAUUGUACACUACGAAGUAAAUGAAAGCUUUGGAUUUAUUUUAUGUUUGUAGUAUAUGUAUUGAAUUAUUCACGAGAUUCAGACACUUCUGACAUCGUGUAUGUGGUUUAAGUUGUCAGUCCACACCAGCAGUGUUUCAUUUUGGGAUUUCCAGUGAUUUAUUAAAGCUUAUUAUACAUAAAAAUCAUACGAAGGGUUAAAACUACAGUAUACAAUCCAACAUUAUGUUUUGUUUUGGUAUUUACACUGUAUAUUUAUUGUCCGGAAAAAUUCUAAGGUUUAUAAUUAGCACUGAUAUUUUGAUUAAAACAUUUUAAAACCUUGCACUUAAAA